Cannabis sativa is the source of this 764-nucleotide messenger RNA. RefSeq lists its product as uncharacterized. The record is from RefSeq and is a predicted model, not a curated record. The coding region runs from base 138 to 530 and encodes 130 amino acids. Gene Ontology annotation, molecular function: RNA binding. Gene Ontology annotation, cellular component: nucleus. Lineage: Eukaryota; Viridiplantae; Streptophyta; Magnoliopsida; Rosales; Cannabaceae. The transcript has 5 exons.
UGGGGGCUUUUCUAGAGAGAGGGUAGUCAGAGAUUAGAGAGAGAGAGAGAGAGAGAGAGAGAGUGACCUUGAAGGGAAGACCAAAUAGGAUUUAGGGCUAGGGUUUUUGAGCACAGUUUGCUUUGUAUUUUUCUGCAAUGGAAGAGAUUACGGAUGGCGUCAACAACAUGAAUGUCGCAGAUUCUCAAAAGAGGAACCGUAUUCAGGUCUCCAAUACAAAGAAGCCUCUUUUCUUCUACGUCAAUUUGGCAAAGAGAUACAUGCAACAAUACAAUGAGGUCGAGCUCUCAGCCUUAGGAAUGGCUAUUGCUACCGUCGUAACAAUUGCAGAAAUCCUAAAGAACAAUGGGCUGGCUCUUGAGAAGAAGAUUAUGACAUCGACUGUUGAUAUAAAGGAUGAUUCUAGAGGGAGACCUGUCCAAAAAGCCAAGAUUGAGAUAUUGCUUGGGAAAACAGCAAAUUUCGAUGAAUUGAUGGCUGCCGCCCAAGAGGAGAAGGAAGCUAGAGAGGCCGCCGAGGAGCAGAGCUGAUCAAAGAUGUGACCUCAUAGGACCACACCCUUUCACAUUAUGCGUUCUAGAUCGAUUAAUUCUCUUUUUUUUUUUUGCCAUUUGUAUCAUCCAGCUUAGAUUACGUUGUUACUACCUUACACCCUAGUGUACUUUUCACCAUAUUGGAACUACUUGUUUUUUUAUUUUUACACUUUAAAACAGUUUUUUUUUUUGCAUUUUUUAUGGAAUUCUACAUAGAAAUUCUUAUUGCAA